Tripterygium wilfordii is the source of this 2484-nucleotide messenger RNA. Its product is annotated as ABC transporter G family member 21-like. The transcript has 5 exons. Gene Ontology annotation, molecular function: ATP binding; ATP hydrolysis activity; ABC-type transporter activity. Lineage: Eukaryota; Viridiplantae; Streptophyta; Magnoliopsida; Celastrales; Celastraceae. Bases 46 to 2046 code for a protein of 666 amino acids. The record is from RefSeq and is a predicted model, not a curated record. Gene Ontology annotation, cellular component: membrane.
UCCUCCUCUUCUUCUCCACUAGUAUUCAUUUGCAUAGCUGAUAUAAUGCCCCCUCAGCAAGAAACCAGUACUAUUCCCGGCAGCAAUAAUCCUGCUAACACAAUCCCUUCCAGUUCCUCUAGUAAUGUCAGCCCAUGCUCGGAAGAUCCAGCCCACAAACAACAGGCCGCAAGAUUCUCCAUUCUUGGUGAAUCCUUACACCCUGUGACUCUCAAGUUUGAAGAUGUCACGUAUAGUGUCAAUUUGGCACCCGGGAAAGGCGGGUGCUUCGCUUCGCAAGAGCCAAAACCGACCCGCACAAUACUAAAUGGGGUCAGUGGAAUUGUACUACCCGGUGAGCUACUAGCGAUGCUGGGCCCAUCCGGUAGUGGAAAGACUACUCUCCUAACUGCAAUCGCGAGUCGGCUACCCGGAAAGGUAUCGGGUCGGAUAACGUAUAAUGGACAACCGUUUUCCAGCUCCAUGAAGCGGAAAACGGGUUUUGUGACCCAAGAUGACGUGUUAUAUCCCCAUCUGACAGUGCUAGAGACGCUAACUUACGCCGCCUUUUUACGACUCCCGAAGGAACUCAGUAGAGAAGAAAAAAUUCAGCAAGCUGAGUCGAUCAUUAUGCAACUCGGCCUAACACGGUGUCGUAAUAGUGUGGUUGGUGGGCCCCUGCUUCGUGGAAUCUCGGGCGGGGAACGUAAACGGGUUAGUGUUGGGCAGGAGAUGCUGGUGAACCCGAGUUUGCUGUUGCUCGACGAGCCCACUUCUGGGCUGGACUCCACCACAGCCCAACGCAUUGUGGCCACUCUGAGAGGCCUUGUAAGGGGAGGUAGGACGGUGGUCGUUACGAUCCAUCAACCUUCGAGUAGGUUAUAUAGGAUGUUUGACAAGGUGGUUUUGCUAACGGACGGGUGCCCCAUUUAUAGCGGUUAUGCGGGACAGGUCAUGGACUAUUUCUGCUCCAUUGGGUUCGAACCCGGGUUCAAUUUCAUGAACCCUGCUGAUUUUCUGCUUGAUCUAGCUAAUGGCAUAGCACCAGACAAACAGGAUGACCAACUAGAUUUAACUGCUAAUGGCAGAUCAGAUCAUCAUGAUGAUCAAAAUUUAAUCAAACAGUCAUUGGUAUCAUCUUACAAGAAGAAUCUCUAUCCUCUAUUGAAGGCUGAGAUUCAAAGAACUUCUCAGGAUCCAAUUCAUUCCAAGUCAGGAACAUCAUCAGUAAGAUUCAGGGAGAAUCAAUGGACUAGCAGCUGGUGGUUGCAGUUCAAGGUGCUGCUGAGAAGGGGUUUACGAGAGAGGAAACAUGAAUCCUAUUCGGGUCUCCGAAUUUUUCAAGUGUUGUCUGUUUCAAUCCUGUCAGGCCUUCUAUGGUGGCAUUCUGAUACCUCCCACAUUCAAGAUCAGGUUGGACUUGUUUUCUUUUUCUCAAUCUUUUGGGGCUUCUAUCCAAUGUUCAACGCCAUAUUUGCGUUCCCUCAAGAACGCCCGAUGCUAAUAAAAGAACGUUCCUCGGGCAUGUAUCGUCUAUCCUCAUACUACUUUGCCAGAACUGCCGGUGACUUACCGAUGGAGCUCGUUCUUCCAACAGUCUUUGUUACAAUCUCCUACUGGAUGGGUGGUCUCAAGCCUUCAUUAGUCACAUUUAUACUAACCCUCUUAAUCGUUCUUUUCAAUGUGCUAGUCUCUCAAGGGCUUGGCCUGGCACUAGGGGCAAUUCUGAUGGAAGCAAAGCAGGCGACGGCAUUAGCAUCUGUGACAAUGCUUGUGUUCUUACUCGCCGGAGGAUACUACAUCCAACACAUUCCACCCUUCAUAUCUUGGUUGAAGUACAUCUCAUUUAGUCACUAUUGCUAUAAGCUUCUGAUUGGAGUACAGUACUCAGCAGAUGAGGUUUAUGAUUGUGGACUGAGGAUGCAUUGCAGAGUAAUGGAUUUUCCAGCAAUCAAGUAUCUGGGUCUUGAUGGUAAAUGGAUGGAUGUGUUUGCUCUGUUGAUUAUGUUGGUGGGAUAUAGACUUUUGGCUUAUGUAGCUCUAAUAAGAUUGGGGAAACAUCACUGAUUGAAUUCUAUUAAUCCCACAUGUAAAUGUGAUUCAAGAGGGUGUAGGUUGGUUGGCUCAUGUAGCCAAAUAGAAGCAAAUUUUACCAGACCGGAUUUUCGUAAAACCAACUUCUGUUACAUUUAAGAGGUGUAAUUCAUAUCAGCUGAAGAGUUCGGAUCAAUUGAACUAGUAAAAAAUACUUGCAUCCCAGACAUUCUAGUAGAAGAAAAUCAAAGACAACACCAUAAAUGCACCAGUCCAUCACUUUUCUCCGGCCCCGUCGUUCUUUCAAGGAUCACAACAAGUAAUCCAUUGAAGACUUUUAAGUGUCUGAAGAUAAAUCGAAGCAACUCCACAAUGUAGCAGUAGUUGAAUUGUGUGGCCACCAAUGAUUGUUAGGUUAUGUGACUAUAAAUAUGAUGGUUGAUUUGUGUGGUUAUUUUGUGGUGGUUGAAU